Molecule: messenger RNA, 1849 nt
Organism: Hermetia illucens (black soldier fly)
Lineage: Eukaryota; Metazoa; Arthropoda; Insecta; Diptera; Stratiomyidae
Product: 27 kDa hemolymph glycoprotein-like
Exons: 7
Coding region: 463-1344 (293 amino acids)
Source: RefSeq, a predicted model, not a curated record
GAUCUUUGUUGUGAUAGGUUCCUGGAGGCGGAUUGUUGGGCUUGCUAAUCGGAUUGCAGUUAUUAUUCUCCAGAGACUCGACACCAUCGGAUUCGAAUAUCACAUUUCAAACUGGAAUCUGGUGCAGUGUGCAAAUAUUUCCGCAGUUACUCAUCUCAGAUGCUGCGUCAAGUGUGAACAAAGGGCGAAGUGACGUCGGUCGUAUGUCCGCGGAGAUAACAUUGUGUGUUUGUCAGUAAUUGUCGGUCAAUCAUUCGGGCUCCGUCCAUUUGCCAUCCGAACUUGGAAAUUUAAUUACGAUACUCAAUCAAAUUAGCAGCCAGUAUUGCUUUGCGCGAGGGUCGCGAUAGUUGCCGUGUGGUCUCGAAUCUCCAGAGAAACACGCUCAGAACGUCCAGUGGCAGCUCACGUCAGCCGAGUGUUGUCUUGUGUACUCAGUGAAGAUUAGUGUGCAGCAGCGAAAUGAAUCGUCGGCAAGUUGCUUUGAUCGGCCUGCAGUUCCUGCUAUUCUCAGUGUAUGUUUACACACAAGAUGUCGAUUUGGAACAAAUUAAAUCACAAAUACCACAGCUACCUGGUAAUAUAAGCAUUCCAGAGGAGUUUGCCAAUUUCACAGUCGAUGAUUUCAAGAGCGUGAUAAAAAGUAAAUGCUCCAAACAAAGCGGAGAUGAAGCUUAUGAAAACUUAGAGAAAGAGCUACCAAAUGUUAUGACAUGUGUUUCUGAAAUAAUAAACACAACUGCAAUGCAAGAAGAGAUUAAAGAGGCGAGUCCAAAGGGUGAACUGGACGUGGUGUUCAAUAAAUAUUGCCGAAAACGCCCGUUGUUAAUUCAAUGCAUUGAAAACUUAAGAGGAAAGAUUGAACCAUGUCUCGAUGAGGAGGAGGUCGUCUACUCCAAUAUCACAAUGCGAAUCGUUUCGAGUUUGCUGAAUUUCAUUUGCCACAAAGAUGGGGAUCAAAUCGCUUUAUUCAUUGCCGAGAAGGGACCUGAAUGCUUUGAACAAAGCAAAGAAGAUAUCACCAAAUGUGUUAACUCAACGUUCUCAAAAUACGUGCCUAAAGAUGGGUUCAAUGACAUUUCGCAGCUCCCCCGAUUGGUUGUUGGAGUUGAGCAAUGCCGUGAUUUGAACGAAUUCCAAGAUUGUGUCGUCCGAACAUUGGAAAAAUGCGAGGAAAUCACUCCAGCCAACAUUGUAGAGUCAAUGUUCCGAUUCAUACGUAAUGAAACAACUUGCGCUGACUCGAAAACGAGCCCUUUGAAGUCGAGUUCUUCGACUCUGCAGCCAGCCAUCCUCGGCUUCCUUGGUAUCACGGCAUUAGUGCGACUAGUGUACACGUUUUGAAACAAUCGAAUGAAUCUAUUUACAUUGAGAAUCAGCCAUUAGUUAGUAAGCGGUUAAAGUCUUUGUUCGUAUACUUCUGUCUCCCCCAUAAUCAUUAACAUUAGUUUUGCUGUGCAUUUUUCUACUACAUAUUUCAAAUGUGUAAAUAUGUGACGACAGUAGGGACUAUUGCCGAUACACGAUGCAUUAUCAUAGUUCUCGCCAUUAGGAAUGUAUGAGAGGUACUCGUGAGAAAAUGAUAUACAGUAAUAGAACUUUUGAUAUAAUGCAAAAAUCAAUAGAUAUUCUAGCAAUUAGUGUAUAUUCACGUUAGGAAUAAGGGCACAAUGUUAUAAAAUGAAUUUAUAUCUGAAAGAAAGGAAACUAAAAGACUUGUCUAUAUUCAUACGCUAUCAAUUGGUUCCUUUAUGGUAAAGUGCUGAUGUAUGAAUUGUUUAUAUAUUGUACUUGUUUAUCUAUUUUUAGAAAUGGAGCAUUUGCACAGUUAAUAAAAUCGUUGUAUGAA